This is a messenger RNA of Silurus meridionalis, 2722 nucleotides long. RefSeq names its product F-box and leucine-rich repeat protein 18 (gene fbxl18). The transcript is spliced from 5 exons. Gene Ontology annotation, cellular component: SCF ubiquitin ligase complex. Lineage: Eukaryota; Metazoa; Chordata; Actinopteri; Siluriformes; Siluridae. Gene Ontology annotation, molecular function: protein binding. The record is from RefSeq and is a predicted model, not a curated record. Gene Ontology annotation, biological process: SCF-dependent proteasomal ubiquitin-dependent protein catabolic process. The coding region runs from base 643 to 2622 and encodes 659 amino acids.
AUUAGCCAUUCCUGACUGCGCCAUUAUAAAAUAACCUGGUCUCAGUGUAGAAGUGGAAUCAUGCGACUUUUAUGACUAACUCUUUUCAGAGUUGGUUGUUUUUAUCACGUUUGCGCGGAAUCGUGUUUUAUUUUUUAACAAACGAACAAAUAAACUAAGCUAAACAAUGGGGGAAGGAGUUCGGUGCACCACCCGGAAGUUGGUACGUCAGUAAAUACGUUCCCCCCGCCCCGUGAGAGGCGUUUUAGCGGCAUGCAGAAUGGACACAGUGUAAAUGAGAUUAUUUGUCGGGUUUGUGAGGAAACAUUACCAUGAGAUUAUAUUAGUAUUAAUGCACAUAUGUCUGGGCUCGAGGUGAACUUCUCGAAGAAGAAAAAACAGGACGGAAUGGAGAACUCGGAGGAACCGGGGGCGCACUCAUGAUGUCAGCAGAAGGGUGGUAAAGUUGUGUGAGUGUAAUUGGUCAAACUCGUCUGUGUCUCAGCCCCUGUAUGUUUGUGCUCUGUUCAGGCUCAGUGCUCUUCAGAGAGCAUUUCUCUGUCUUCUGUGACCAUCUCCGACUUCUCCGACGAGAUUUUACUGCACAUCCUGAGCUACAUUCCCACUUACGACCUGGUGCUCAGUGUGAGUCGGGUGUGUCGAAUGUUUCAGACUCUGUGCCAGGACAAGAGUCUGAUUUCUCACGUACGGCUCCAGAAAGAGUACAGAGUGAGUGAUGAAGCUUUGAGGAAAGUGCUGAAGGAUCUUAGUGGUGACGUCCAGACCCUGGAGGCGAGCGGAUGUUAUUGGUUAGCCGGAAGUACCCUUGAUGUUGUGACCCGCUGCGUCGGACUGGUCAGGCUGGACGUGUCAGGCUGGCGCGUGACCGCCGCACGUCUGUCGCGUCUCCUGGGUUCGCUGCGUCUGCUGCGCUCGCUGGCGCUGGACAUCGGGACGGGAUUCGACCUGCAGCAGCUGAGCGGCGAGGGCAAAGCGGCCCUGUCGCGCCUGAGCGAGCUGAAGCAGACCCUCCUGACGCCUUCGUACGGUGUGGUGCCGUGCUGCGGAGCCUUACAGAGCUUGAGUCUGCACUUGGAAGUGGCUGAGGGUUGGCACGAGCCCAGUGCACACCUCCAGCUGAUGGUGGGGCAGAGCAGUGUGCCGCGUUACCACAAUCUGCACUGGUUCUCGGCGCGUCUGGCACCCGGAGAGGUCAAUCGAGCGCUGCUUAGUCUCUUUUUAGCCGCGUUUAGCAUGCGUGUUCCCGAGGGCCUCACCGGGCUGGUCGUCGCCAUGCCCAGUCCUGCCCCGCCUAUUCCUGCCUCCGCCGGCUUACUGACUCAGGGCAUUUUAUCAGCCGGGACUGCGAUCAGCGCGUUUCAGCUUCCCCAGUCGUGGCUGGAUGGCGCCACGUUGAGGCGGAUUUUGGGAUACGGAUGUCCGGCUUACUUGAACAUGUCGCGCUGUGCGGUGCCGGGAUUUGCACCGCUGUGCGUGUUAUUAGGCGCCAGGUGCGAACUUUCCCCGCUGCGUAGCCUCAACCUGCGCGGUAAAACGGAGGAGGAAGUGGACGCGGAGGGCAUCAGGACACUUAUUGAAUCGUGUCCGCGACUUACCCACUUCAAUCUGACCUCCACGCACUACCAUCAUAACACCCCAGAAAAGCUUGACGGCCACCUGUGCGUGGCUCUAGGACAUCUUCGUCACCUUCGAUCGCUAGCCCUUCCUGCGUGCGCGCUGUCACAGGGGCCACCCGUGCCAUCCAACAAAGCGGAUCUGGCUGCGAAAACGUCCUCCGAGUCACUGCUGCUUGGGCUGAUGAAGACCCGGCGCGUCGGCGUUCCGACCUACCAGCCGUCGCUCGACAACACGGGGGCGCUAAAGCAGGAGCAGGAGGGUGAAUCAGAGUCUUUCCUGCACCCGUUAAUUACCGGCUGCCCGUAUCUGGUCGAGCUGGAGCUGAUCGGAACGGGGUUCCUCUCAGCCAUGCCCAGGUACGAGCCAGCCAUGCGCAAAGAUCCCGCCGCCUGCUCCUGGUCCUUCCAGGUCAGAGACGAGCAGCUGGCGGCGUUGGGGAAGCUCCGCUUCUUGCGCAGGCUCACUUUGGCUCACCUGCCCGGGGUCCUAAAGGGUACUGGGCUUGUCCAGCUCGCUCUGGGGUGCAGGGACCUUCAGGUGUUAUCCCUUGCCAACCUCGGGUCAUUAAAGACUGUCAAUUACGCAGCGGCUCUGCAGGAGGCACUCAGACACUGCACACAGCUCAGAGAGUUCAGAUUGGAGCAGCCGUACUUCAGCGCCAACGCCUCCUUCUUUGAGGCGCUGACUCACUGCCGCCUCCUCCAGCGCCUCUGCCUCGUCUCGCGCCAUGGGACGUUCCAGCACCCUGCCGCCUUCACUUUCAUGCAACGCUGCGAGGACGUCGUGAUGUUCCACAUGUUCACCGGAGGAACUCUCGUGGCCUGUAAAACACUGCAGAAAACACUGCUGGACAGUUUGUCUGCAUCCCGUCCAGCUCUUAGUGUGGUGGUCUACCCGCUUCUUCAUGAGGACUUGGGGAACGUGAUCAGGGAAAUGCCUCUGUGCCAUCUGGACGAGAUCACUCUCUUCAAGACUCGUGUGGCAGAAGAUCCCACUGUGCUGUGAGAGAGAUAGAGACACGUCUGACAUUGUGUUGUGACCGAUGCAAACCGAACGCAAAAGACCCAAUAAAGGAGUGCCAAAAUCCCACCACUCAUAAAACAAA